AUGGAGAACCACACACAAGCAAACAAUGACACUGGUACCAACGACAACACUAACCACAACGAUGACGUCAAUAUUAAUAGGAACGGGACAACUGGGAUCAAUAAUCACAUUCCUACACCCACAGCCAACCUACCCGGGAAUAUCGAAAAUCAAAUUUUGGAAGAAUUAGAAAGGCUGAAGAGCACACGUCAGAAUGAGAGGACACAUCUAUUCUCUGAAUUUCGCAAACAGAGACCGCCGAUCUUCACUGGUGAGCCUGAUCCUAAGAUCGCUGAAAAUUGGAUUCGACAAAUUGAGAAGAUGCUGGAGACAAUGGGAAUAGUCAAGCAUACAGACAAGAUCGCUCUAGCCGUUUACCAGUUGGAAGGUGAGACAGACCAUUGGUGGACAUUAAUCAACGAAUCUAGGGACAUCACGACUAUGACUUGGGUGCAAUUUAAAGAAUCGUUUCUGAGGAAGUAUUUCCCACACAUUGUUAGACAGGAAAGAAUUCGUGAGUUUCAAUUGCUAGAGCAAGACACGAUGACGGUGACCCAAUACGUGGCGAAGUUUGAGGAAUUAGCUCGUUAUGCAACUCGAUAUGUAGCCGAUGACAAAGAAAAAGCACGAAAAUUUGAGUGGGGUCUAGACCCUAUAAUCAGAGGAAGGGUUUUGCCCUUGCAACUUCCUACUUUUGCAGAUGUAAUGGACACAGCACUAGACGCAGAACAGGAGAUGGUAGAUACUAGACAGAUUUGGAGCUUAAAGAAAGAAAGUCAAUUCGAUGUGGGACCAAAAAGAAACAGCCGAAGACAUGCAGUACAAAAACCGUACUCUAGGGCACCACCACAACAACAACAACUACAACAACAACUGCAACAGCAGUACCAGAAGGAAAGCUUUCAAACAAGAUCAGCUUGGCCGAUCUAG
Molecule: messenger RNA, 909 nt
Organism: Camellia sinensis
Lineage: Eukaryota; Viridiplantae; Streptophyta; Magnoliopsida; Ericales; Theaceae
Source: RefSeq, a predicted model, not a curated record